Podarcis lilfordi (Lilford's wall lizard) is the source of this 193-nucleotide messenger RNA. The record is from the annotation of a GenBank genome assembly. Lineage: Eukaryota; Metazoa; Chordata; Lepidosauria; Squamata; Lacertidae.
AUGGACGCCUCUGGACGACUCCGAGAGAGGAACGUCAGAGAAAAAACAAUAAAGGGCCACGCUUCCCCAGACUCAAUUCCAAGACGGGAAACGGGGGAGAAAAGGACAGAUAGAUUAAGGCGUACCCGGACGACUCCGAGGGGUAACGCCGGAAAACAGCAAGAGUACCACAAUUUCCCCGGACACGCUCCGC